Aspergillus udagawae is the source of this 1134-nucleotide messenger RNA. Its product is annotated as jmjC domain-containing histone demethylation protein 1. The transcript has 2 exons. Bases 1 to 1134 code for a protein of 377 amino acids. NCBI's taxonomy places the organism in Eukaryota, Fungi, Ascomycota, Eurotiomycetes, Eurotiales, Aspergillaceae. Gene Ontology annotation, biological process: protein demethylation; regulation of transcription by RNA polymerase II. The record is from RefSeq and is a predicted model, not a curated record. Gene Ontology annotation, molecular function: histone demethylase activity; transcription coregulator activity.
AUGGUAUCAUCGAUCUUCUCAACAUUAGAUGGGGACUUGAUUCUUUUGAACGAUUCGCAGGCUCUGUACGAUUGCCUUGAUAGAAAGUUCGAUAAGCCGCUACUUCACCGAGCCUCGUUAUCUGGAAAUUCACUCUGUGGUCGCAAACUGACCUUAGAUGCGUUCUGGACGCAUCUACAGGAACAGCCGAACAAGACGAUAGACGUUUACGACUACGCCGUGGUAGAGCCUACUUCGAGAACACGAAGAUUGACAGUCCAGGAAGUAUUGUUGCAUUGGAAGCUCCCAGAGCAGGAGCGACAUGCUAUCAACCUCCUGGAUAUCGAGAACAGAAUCGGGGACUUCUGCCCGAUUGAAAUAGUGCAACAUGAUCUUUACAGCAAAAUAUCUCGCCUAUCCCCGGAUAAUGUUGGAAAGACCAACUCAGACUGGAAAAAUAAUCGAAAAGAAUUCUUCCUCCUCAGUGGCGCAAACACGAUAUCGUCCAUCCACGUGGACAAUGGAGGUCAGCUAAUGUGGAUUCUGAUCCUCGAAGGCCGGAAAAUCUGGUACUUUCCUCGCAAACUGAGCAGCAACGCUGUCCGGUUGUUGGCUGUUAUGGGCUCUCAGUGUCCUCGAGGAUAUGAAGGUUGGGUGCGGGUAGAGCUAUGCGCGGGGGAUCUGUUAAUUAUGCCACCCAGUUGCCCACAUGCAGUGUUUACUCCAGAUGACUGCCUUGCCGUUGGUGGCCAUUUCUAUACGGCCGCACACCUUGGUUCAACCCUCCGCGGGCUUAAACUUCAGGAAGAUUAUCCAGCUAUAUGUAACGAAGACAUACUACCCGACUUCUAUUAUCUUCUCCGUGGCGUCUUUCAGAAAGCGGACAGUGUCAACAUGUCUUUGCAGCAAGCUGAUAUAUUGUCGUCCUCGUCCUUGUUCCUUGAUGCCUUGGAUGAAGCAUCUCUGGCCUCUUUGUUCAGAGCCAAUAGACGGAACGGUAUGUCUCGUGGCACUAUUAACCAGUGCUCCAGAAUUUUGGAACAACUGGAAUCGAGACUGACCAGCCACGGUUGUCUUACGAAAAAACAUGCCCUCUUUGUUACUGCCCUGGAGAGUUUUCAGAAAACAGUUGUGAAGGAUUUGGAGGGCGAGUGA